Molecule: messenger RNA, 1532 nt
Organism: Hippocampus zosterae (dwarf seahorse)
Lineage: Eukaryota; Metazoa; Chordata; Actinopteri; Syngnathiformes; Syngnathidae
Gene: ppp3r1b
Product: protein phosphatase 3 (formerly 2B), regulatory s1ubunit B, alpha isoform, b
Exons: 6
Coding region: 251-763 (170 amino acids)
Molecular function (GO): calcium-dependent protein serine/threonine phosphatase regulator activity; calcium ion binding
Source: RefSeq, a predicted model, not a curated record
CAUUUGAACACCGAUUCCGUCGCGUCGACGAAUGAGCGAGGCCUUUCCGUCCCCUCCCGCCGCCGAAUCGAGGCUUCCCGGAGCGCCGAGGCCCCGCCCCCCCUGCCGCACUGCCGCUGGUUCCCCGUCGGCUGCCGGUCGCUCUCGCCCAGUCCUCCGUUAGCGCCGCCGGCUCGGCUGUCUCUUCGACGCGCGAGUACGUCAGCACGAGCACCCGAUCGUCGGCCAAACUCUCCGCUCGACAGGCAACAUGGGAAACGAGGCAAGUUACGCUCUGGACAUGUGCUCCCACUUCGACGCCGACGAGAUAAAGCGUCUGGGCAAGCGCUUCAAGAAACUGGACCUGGACAACUCGGGCUCUCUGAGCGUGGAGGAGUUCAUGUCGCUGCCCGAGUUGCAGCAGAACCCUCUGGUGCAGCGCGUCAUCGACAUCUUUGACACCGACGGCAACGGGGAGGUGGACUUCAAAGAAUUCAUCGAGGGCGUCUCUCAGUUCAGCGUCAAAGGAGACAAGGAGCAAAAGCUACGAUUCGCCUUCCGCAUCUACGACAUGGACAAGGACGGCUACAUCUCCAACGGCGAGCUGUUCCAGGUCCUGAAGAUGAUGGUGGGCAACAACCUGAAGGACACGCAGCUGCAACAGAUCGUCGACAAGACCAUCAUCAACGCCGACAAAGACGGCGACGGGAGGAUAUCCUUCGAGGAGUUCUGCGCGGUGGUGGGCGGCCUGGACAUUCACAAAAAGAUGGUGGUGGACGUGUGACGGGCUUGCCGCUCCUCGACGCCGUGCUGUCCGCAGCCCCCCCUCCCCCCCUCCCGAGGCGUUUUUGUUGUUGUUUUGUUUUUUGCCGAGCGACGGCAAUUUGCCGGCGCGUUUGUUGCGUGCGUGUUUGUAUUUAUUCUGCCGCGCAGCUCAACGGCGCCCCCCUCCCCCCCUGCUCGCAUGUCAAUCAACAGGACUCAACAGCCCCCCACCCCCACCCCAGCUGCUCGCAUGUCAAUCAACAAGUCUUGAUGCACUGGGGAAGGGGGGCCGGCCGGCCGCCCGCUUCGUGAACCUCGCCGCUUCUUCUUUUGGAGUUGGGGGGGGGGCGUUAUGGCUGGACACAAGACCCUUGCUGAUGAACACCCAAGCACACGAGAAGAGAAAAAUCAAGUGUCCGUUCCGACAAGUCUUAUUUGUGUGCCCUUUGGCGGUCACGUGACCUCUCGGCGCGCGUUUGCAUGCGUGACGUUUGCAUGCGUGUGUGUGUGUGUGUAUUUUGCACGCGUGUGCGGUUUAUGCAGCGCCCGGGCCCCGCUCGCCCCGAGCGAGAUCGGGUGACAUCGAGCCUCGCGGGCCGGCAGUCUCUGCGGCGAACGGAAACGGCGUUGUCAAAGUCGGAGGGGGGGACUCGGAGCCGUCGGCCCGCGGGCUCAUUUCAACGCCAGGGUGGCGCGACUGUGGUGUUUACAUGUGAAUCCUGACGUGAAUAUGAACAUUUCUAACGCACCGUGUUGCCAAUUAAAGGUUGAUGUCGAAAAGAACCCCC